AUGGAGGUGCUAAGCCCAUCUCACCCACCGGGCGGCCAAACAGAUAUCCUUUUUUCCGGGUUUUCUCCACCGCAUAAUUUCCUAAUUGGGGCUCAGCGGCGGAGGAGGAUGAGGAGCCCAGAAAUGAUUACCUAUCCUUCUCGUUCUGCAGAAAUUGUUGAGGAGGAAGGAGGAAAUGGCGAAAAGGUACACGUGGCAGUCGGGAAAUCAGUGGCCAAGGUGGCUUCUCUGCUGAACUGGUGUUUUAGGACUUUUCCCGGUUCGGAAAUUUGCAUUCUUCAUGUUCACAAACCUUCUCCGCUGAUUCCCACUUUAUUGGGAAAAUUACCGGCCAGUCAGGCAAAUGCUGAGGUGGUGACCGCAUUUAGAAAUGAAGAGUGGGAAGAGACGAGGAAACUUAUGCAUAGCUACUUGACACUUUGUACUGCAUCAAAGGUUAAAGCGAGCAUUCUUACCAGUGAAUCUGAUCAGGUUCAAAAUGAAAUUGUGAAUCUUGUUAGCAGACAUGACAUCAAGAAGCUUGUCAUGGGAGCUGUUCCAGACUGCUCAAAGUUGAAGAAGUGCUCCAGUAAAGCGAGCUACACUGCCAAAAUGGCUCCUCCCUUCUGCAAGAUAUGGUUUGUCAACAAGGGUAAUUUGGUCUGGAUAAAAGAAGAUUUGGAGGAUUCAAGUUUUGCUGCACCACUUCAACAGGAAUAUAUCCCAGCAUCAUCAAAUUUAAGAUCUCAGUCUGCACCUUCUUGCAAGGGUUCCCUUAUGUUCCAUCCAGAAUGUAUUCGCUCGAGCUCUGAUAACCGAAGCUUACACCGCACUGCAAGUUUAAGCUCCAGUUCAGGAUGUACUUCAUCUGCAGAGCCAAGGGCGUCUUCAGAUUCAAUUGCAAUUUUUGAGGAAGAUGGCUUAUCUGAAUGGCUUGAAGAACUUAAAAAAGAGGCUGAAGAAUCAAGAGACGAAGCUCUCUCACAGCUCUCUAUCCGCAGGAAAUCGGAAGCUGAAGCUGCGAAAGCUUUCCGCAAGGUCAAAUCUUAUGAAUCUGCUCAUGCACUGCAAGUCAAACUCAGGAAAGAAGCCGAAGCGACAUUAAAAAGCAUAGUUCAGGAGCAAGAUAAGCUCUUGGAAGAAAGAGAGGUUUUAACAGGUGACUUGCAAAAGGCCAUGAGAAAUAUAGCCAUCCUGGAGAGCCGCACGCAGGAAGCAAAUUGCCGAUGUGAAAAUGUUGCAGGAGAAUUGAAGCUAAUACAGGUGUCUCUGGCAGCAUUAAGUCAGGAAAAGCAGAAGAUCCUACGUCAGAAAAAUGAAGCCAUGCAGUGGCUUGAUCACUGGAAAGGUCGUGCUGGCAUUAUAGCACCUAAACCGCAAUUCACUGGAGAUACAUUGGAUGUGGUUGAAUUUUUGGUGUCAGAUUUAGAGUCGGCAACAUGCAGUUUUUCAGAGAGUUUCAAAAUUGGAGAGGGAGGAUAUGGAUCUGUUUACAAAGGGGAGCUUUUGAACAGAACUGUCGCCAUAAAGACACUACGGUCUCUCUCUAUACAGAAUCAACCAGAGUUUCUUCAUGAGAUCGAAGUUCUUGGUAGACUUCGCCAUCCUCAUCUAGUACAACUCAUUGGUGUUUGUCCCGAACUCCGGUCCCUUGUCUAUGAAUAUUUGCCAGGCGGAAGUCUCCAAGAUCGCCUUUUCCACAAGAAUAUUCUUCGGCCAUUAGACUGGAAAACUCGAGUACGGCUCAUUUCGGAAAUCGCAAGCGCCCUACUAUUUUUGCACUCUUUAGGCCCUGAAGGACUGGCACAUGGCGACCUGAAGCCUAACAACAUUAUACUAGAUUCCAAAAACACCUGCAAAAUCUGUGACUUUGGGAUAUUCCGAUUAGUACUGGAAAAAUCUCUUCGUUGCCCAAGUUUCCGAAAAUAUACCGAGACAAAAAGUGGGGCAUUUCCAUAUGCUGAUCCAGAGUUUUAUAGAACCGGGAUCCGGACUCCAAAGUCUGAUAUUUUCUCAUUUGGCCUGAUCAUACUUCAGCUACUCACUGGAAAAGCAGCUCCUGCAGGGCUGGCCUGUGAUGUACGGAAAAUGGUCUCAUGUGGGAAAAUAACAUCAAUAUUGGAUUCAUCUGCUGGGGAAUGGUCAACAUUUGUUGCAAGGAGAUUGGUGGACUUGGCGUUGCAAUGCUGUGAAUUAAAUGGGAGGGAUCGGCCGUGUUUAACCCCAAUGUUGGUUAGGGAACUGGAGCAGUUACACGUCUUGGAGGAGAAACCAGUGCCGUCGUUUUUCUUGUGCCCUAUUCUUCAGGAGAUAAUGCAUGACCCUCAGGUGGCGGCAGAUGGAUUCACCUAUGAGGGAGAGGCUUUGCGUGGUUGGUUUGAGAAUGGCCGCGAGACUUCCCCAAUGACUAAUUUGAAACUGAUGGACUUGACUCUAACUCCCAAUCAUUCACUAAGGCUCGCCAUUCAGGACUGGCUCCGUAAAUCAUAA
Molecule: messenger RNA, 2469 nt
Organism: Oldenlandia corymbosa var. corymbosa
Lineage: Eukaryota; Viridiplantae; Streptophyta; Magnoliopsida; Gentianales; Rubiaceae
Source: the annotation of a GenBank genome assembly